Molecule: messenger RNA, 531 nt
Organism: Brassica oleracea var. oleracea
Lineage: Eukaryota; Viridiplantae; Streptophyta; Magnoliopsida; Brassicales; Brassicaceae
Source: RefSeq, a predicted model, not a curated record
AUGGAAAACAAGUUGUUUCUUGGAACCCUAAUAUGUCUAAUCCCUGGGAUACACGCAACCAGCGGGGACGACCACAGCCCUUUGAUAAACCAUUACGCUGAUUACGAAACGAUUCAUCCCAGCGAAUACUACAGCUCUGAUUUCGAACUCAAAGACGGAACUAAUGUGAUCUUCGAAGCUAUCAACGAACUAAAAGGGAUCAAGAAACCAAAACAUUGGACUAGGUCUCUCCCUGGAGACGUGUUCUGAAAGUUCUUCUUUUACAGUUUUCCUAACGCAAAGGUGGUUACGUGCCAUUUCCGGUCUAAUUUGGGUUAUGUUAAUAUCUAUAUCGAGAUAACGCCGGCGCUUGGACGUCGGUGUCCUGGACAGUCAUACAGAUGCGUUUUAGCGAUCAGCCGUGAAGGUCUUAUGAAAGAUACUAACGAGCUUUUUCCUUGGACUCCUUGGCCUUAUCGUCAUACUCAACCUAAGUUGCCUGAGAUGUUUAUAAUCAUUUUAAGAAACAAAUGGAAGUCGGAUUUAUACUGA